Tinamus guttatus (white-throated tinamou) is the source of this 1266-nucleotide messenger RNA. RefSeq names its product intraflagellar transport 52 (gene IFT52). Gene Ontology annotation, biological process: cilium assembly; intraciliary transport. The record is from RefSeq and is a predicted model, not a curated record. Gene Ontology annotation, cellular component: cilium; intraciliary transport particle B; centriole. NCBI's taxonomy places the organism in Eukaryota, Metazoa, Chordata, Aves, Tinamiformes, Tinamidae.
AUGGGGCGUCGGCGCAGCGCCUGGAAGGUGCAGAGUUUAAAAGAUGAGAUAACGUCAGAGAAGCUGAUUGGAGUAAAAUUGUGGAUUACAGCAGGGCCAAGAGAAAAGUUCACAGCUGCUGAGUUUUCUGUUCUGAAGAAAUUCCUGGAGGAGGGUGGAGCUCUGCUGGUGAUGCUCACGGAAGGCGGUGAAUCCAGAUAUGGCACAAAUAUUAACUACUUCUUAGAAGACUACGGGGUAGUUGUCAAUAAUGAUGCUGUAGUAAGAAAUGUUUAUUAUAAAUACUUCCACCCAAAAGAAGCACUGAUUUCCGAUGGAGUUUUGAAUAGAGGGAUCAGUGAAGCUGCCAGAAAAACGGGGUUUGAGACAACAGAUGAAGAUGGAGGUGGACAUGCUGCACAAACUCUUACUUUUGUGUAUCCAUUUGGUGCCACACUGAAUGUAAUGAAACCGGCAGUGGCUGUUUUGUCCACAGGAUCUGUUUGCUUUCCACUCAACCGACCCGUUCUUGCUUUUUAUCAGCAUGAGGCUCGAGGUGGAAAGAUGGCGGUGUUGGGAUCUUGCCACAUGUUCUCAGAUCAGUAUUUAGAUAAAGAAGAAAACAGUAAAAUCAUGGAUAUGAUUUUCCAGUGGCUCACGACUUCUGAUAUCCAGUUAAACCAGGUGGAUAUGGAGGACCCUGGGAUUUCAGACUACACAAUGAUCCCAGAUACAGCAGCGUUGUCUGAGCGAUUGAGAGUCUGUCUGCAAGAGGGAGAGGAAAUUCCAAGAGACUUCACAAAGUUGUUUGAUACGUCUCUUUAUCAACUAGAUACAACUGCCCUCCCUUCAGUUAUCAAAGCUUAUGAGCAGCUGAAUGUGAAGCACGAACCUCUCCGGCUCAUCCAGCCUCAGUUUGAGACUCCUCUACCUCCCCUUCAGCCAGCUGUUUUUCCACCUGCUUUCAAAGAAUUACCUCCUCCCCCACUGGAGCUGUUUGACUUAGAUGAAAUAUUUUCCUCUGAGAAAGCCCGUCUAGCAGAGAUUACAAACAAAUGUACUGACGAUGACUUGGAGUUUUAUGUCCGAAAGUGUGGCGAAAUCUUAGGAGUAACGAGCAAACUCCCAAAGGACAAGCAAGAUGCCAAGCAUAUCCUGGAGCACAUCUUUUUCCAAGUGGUUGAGUUUAAGAAACUGAAUCAGGAACAUGACACCGACACAAGUGAAACUGGAUUCCAGAAUGGUAACUGAGACCUGGCUUUUUCCAGUCUGAGAGAGAGAUUUUAG